AGUCCCAGAAAAGCAACAAUAUCGUGGAACCCUUGUCCAUGUAAAGCAAAGUGUUUUAUUUCAGCACGUUACUUGGUUGGUGUGUUUUUAAUGUUUGGAUACGCAAAUCUCUACGCUCUACGCGUCAACCUUAGCAUGGCUCUAGCGGUCAUGGUUGGCAAUCACACAGUCUUCAGAGACAAUAGGGAAAUACAGGUAAAUCUGUGUUCUUUGUUUUUUGGGAAAAUGUAAAUCGCUCCUGGCGGCUAGCAUAUAUAGCAUAACAAUUUGUUGGACAAUACUCGUAAAAUAUCGCGCCUUAGGACACCCUCAUACAUGUGCGGGGUGCUAAAGAAGUAGUGGGGGCGAGGGGGAGAGGGUGGGGGGGAGGGUCGAGGGAACGAGAGUGCUAUCUUAUAAUUCCAAGGAUUCAAAAAAUCUGAAAUAGGCUCAUUGGCAAUUCUUUUGAAUUAUCAUUUGCGAUAAGAAAACAGUAAAGAAGUGAAUAGUAAAACUGGUCACAUCUUAAAUCAGGAGAUACGAAAAGCAUGUAGUCUCCCAUAUUUAGUACCUUUGGUGUCGCAUUUAUCAAAAGGUAAGAACUUUAUUUUAGCACGAUAAAAAGAUCAGCAUUGCUGGUGGGGUCUUGCAUACAACAAUUACAAGAGAAAUAAGGAGUGCUGAAAGCAAAUGUACGAUUAUAAAUUAAAAACUGUUAAAAAUGUUUGUAACCGAUAUUUCAGUUUUUAGUUGUAGCUAAAAUAGGUUGUAAAAAUGCACAAUUGAAAAUUAAAACUGUUAAAAGUAUUCGGAACCGUUAUCUCUAUUUUUAGUUGUAGCUAAGUUGGGUUCGAAAUUCAUUUUAUCAGUAUCAAAUUUUACAAGACGGCGUUUAAAUUCCUUCAAGGUUUUAGCCCUCGUUUCCUUGUCCGUUAAAGUGUUCCAUGCGAUUGCUCCUCUAAAGCUUAUGGAGUUCCUGAUAAAAUUUGUUUCUGGUCUUGGAAGAUGAUGUUCUCAUUUCUUCUGCGGCCUGAAUUCCUCUGUAGAGACAAACCUUUAAAUUCCGUGACGGUGUAACCUUUUAAACAAUCAAUCGGCUCAGCUCAGUGAAAACCCUUUCUACCUAACUAAAAAAUCUUGCUUUGUCUUCUUUUACUUAUCACUAGAAAACUGCGGAGUUUUCAUGGAACACCAAGCUGCAAGGUGAGAUAGUCGUAACUUGUGUAUCCCUCUUGACUCCUCUCUGUCGUUCUGAUAGCCCUCAGGAAAAGGUCGGUUUCAUCUGUGAAAAUUGUUUUAAUGUGUACAUGGCAUUUUACUUUUCUUUAAUCCUCUAGGAAUCGUGCUGAGCUCCUUCUAUUUUGGCUACAUAGUAAUGCACAUACCAGGAGGAUAUUUGGCGCGAAAAUUUGGAGGCGCCACGGUUAUUGGGUUGUCUGUGGGUGGCACAGGCGCCUUGACCCUUUUUACUCCUCUAGCUGCCCGGCUUCAUGUUGGACUUUUGAUUGCGCUGAGGGUAGCUGUAGGGCUGGCUGAGGUAAAAAGAGAGUUCUUUGUAUUUGUUAUAUUUAAUUAUAACGUGAUUGGUCUGAUUGGUCAAUUACCCAUUAACUAUUUUGUCCAUGGGUGAAAGGUGACGAUUGCUAGCCCGCGCUCAAAGCUGUACGCGUCACUUUCUACGCGACUAUAUAUUUUUUUAACCUCUAGGUUUGCAGAGAUUUUUGUCUUGAUAUUGAGAGAAAGUUUACAAACACUGUUAACGAAAGCGUUAACGUCAUCGCCUCGUGCUACUCUUACGCUUCUUUCGUGCUUAGCAACAUCCCGCGUGCAACUUGAACUCAAAAGUACACCGCACUGAGCCGUUUACCAUUUAUUACGGUUGUAGGAUACUUGGGUUUUAUUAUUAAAGAUUAAUUAUACAGCCAACUUUAUCCUUUCGGACACUCCAAAAAUACAGACAGGAUCUAAAUCCUGGGCCAAAAAUAUAUUAAAGACUUUUGACUCAAAUAAGUCCCCUCUUUUAGGACUCUCGAUAACGAGGACAAUAACUCAAUAUCUCUACAGUGUCCGGUAUAAAGCGAGUUAACUGUAUUUUUCACCCCGUGAUUUACACCUUCCUUGGCUGUUUCUCAGUUUUAGAUAAGAUGAUAUAUUGCAGGUAUACUGGCAGCAGACAGGAGCUUGUCUUAAAGUCGAAUGUCUAAUGUUUCCUCUCGAAGCCAGGGCCAAAGGCCCGAGCGUAGAGAGGUUUAAAUAUUUGUUGACAUUCGCAUCGCGCAAGGAUGGCUUAUGGAGGUUGAAUCACGAUUCGUAUUGAUACUUGUGAUUUCGGGCUCCUGGCAAUGAACGUAUUUGGCGCUUUCCCUCAGAUUCGCAGGGUUGAAUUUACUUUUACGUGUCACUUCAUAGGUUAUUUGACCAUAAUAUGAAUUGUUUUAAACCAUUUAAGACCAAGUUCCACGAGACAAAAAUAAAUUCUAGUUUUUAUCGAAAGUAAAAGCAUUUGCUUUAUUUAAUGUUCCCUUUCAGGGCUCUGCAUUUCCAGCCGGUCACGCCUUCUGGAGUCUAUGGGCACCUCCCUUAGAGAGAAGUAAGCUCGGGGUUUUCAAUUUUGCAGGUAAUUUUUUCUUACAAAAUUGAGAAGAUUUGUUGUUUGCCAGUUUUCUUUACGAACGUUGAAGGUAUAAAAAUAAGAAUUGGGAAAAAAAGACGCAUCUUAUAACGAAAAACAAUGCCUGCACUUAUUGAAAUAUCACAAACAGUAAUAGAACUCUUUUGAUGCACAUUAACAGAGCUUUAACAAUAAAGUCAAAUCUCCGCCUCUCACGAGCACCUCUAUAAGUCUCGCCCCAUGAAAGAACCCAAGACAUUAUUGGAUUCUGGAUUCAACGCCGUGGAUUCCAGAUUCCAGGUACUGCAUUCCAUUCGUUGUCAGCAGAACUUGGAUUCUGGAUUCCAAUCGUCAGUCGGAAUUCGGAUUCCUUGAGCUGUAUUCCGGAUACCAAAGCCUAGGAUUCCGGAUUUCACAAGCAAAAUUUUCCCUGAUUCCGAAGUCCGGAUUCCCUUACAUGGGGCGAGAAGUCCUCCCUUAAUCGGACACAAACAGCUAUUCCCUGCUGCUCUUUAAUUCGGUCAUUUUCUGAAACUCCCUAAUAACAAUUGGGACACAUCUCCACUUAGUAACACUACCUGAAGUAUCUGUCCUAGAGAAAGAAGGCUGUAUUUAACUUUGAGGUAAGUCGGGAAAAAAAAAGACAUUUUGCGUGCGCAAAGCUAUCAAGUACGCUUUCAAAGUUUUGUAUUAAUGACUAACAAUUCCCUGUAUAUUUUGUUUAUGUAGGAGCAAAAUUAGGAACAAUCGUCUCCAUGUUUUGUUCAGGAUAUCUUGCAUUUCAUUAUGGCUGGCCGUCAAUAUUCUAUGUGUUUGGUACGUAUAUAGAUUACAUAUCUUAAAUGACCUACAGCCUCUUUGAGGGCGCCCCACAACCAUUUUACUGAUGUUGCUGUUUUGCAUCGAUAUUGUUACAAACAUUCCAUGAAUAAUCCUCGUUCUGUAAAAUAACAAUGCGAAACAUUUUCGGUUCUACCAAAAGUAAAAACGGGCAAACGCCAAAGCUCCGAUUAAAUCGGAUGGACUCUGGACUCGUGUGUAUUGAAAAACCCAUGCAGACAGAGGGCAACCUCGUUCCCAGGGAUUUUUUCCAAGGAAAAAGCCCUGGGAACAAGGUUGAGAAAGAGGGCUCAGGGUCAAUUUAGGGUAAGCUCUACGGGCUCCUGAUGGCCUUUUUCCUUUAUCUCGUAUCAGGCACCAGUGGUGUUAUAUGGUCCCUGGUUUGGCUUGCAGUGGUAAGAAAUUCACCUUCCCAGCAAAGCUGGAUUACUUCAGAAGAAGUAGAAUAUAUUGAACUGAGCUUAGCAGCGGACAUUCAAGAUAAGGUAUGAUUGACUUAGAAAACAAACAUCGACAGUUUUAAGACCUAGAGUUUUUAAAUAUGGUGAUUACAAUACUCCAAGAAACUAAUGAUACUGCGAUCUUGGAUAAAACUGAUGAGCUUUUCACAUGCAGAUUACCACCCCUCCCAAAUCAAUAUAGUUUCUGCGUCUCGUAACGGUUACUUUCGCCACGGUAUCAGAAUCAUUUCUUGCUUUCGUAAAAUUGUUUAAGCUAUUACAUUACUGAAACCGUUUGCAUCCACAGCGUGUCAUUUUCUCAAGAAUUUUUAUGCAAGGGUUGAUUGAAAUAACUGCAAAUAAAUUCGGAUUGAUAGGAAACAAGGUACUACGAAAAAGGAUGAAUAUAUUUUAAAGAAUUCUUACUGGUCACCAAUGACCUUUUGUUGAGUAAGUUAGACGUACACAGAAGCAUUUUAGUGGUUCCUCAAAACCUAUCAUGCAACCUAGUCCCCAGGUCUCUCUCAUUUUCUAAAAUAAAAAGCUUUGGGGACGUAAUUACCCAGUUACACAACUUUAGAGGAACUGUUUUCUUGUUGACUGUUGCAUGUUUAACCUUUGUUUAUGAACAUCCUCAGCAUACUUCUAUUCCAUGGAAAGCAAUCUUCAGCUCACUUCCUUUGUGGGCCAUAGUGGUGGCUCAUUUCACACAAGGAUGGGGACUAUAUACCAUGUUAUCAGAGCUACCCCUGUUUUACACGCAACGGUUAAAUUUAGAUCUUAAGGAGGUAUGUUGCUUUGAGUAUCCCUUUAGAAAUUUUGGGAUCUGGGGUUAAUUUGUUUGUUUGUUUGUUUUUUUACGGGAGCGAAAUUCGGAAAUGGAACCAUGGUCGAGACGAGGGGGAUAGUCCAUCCUGUAAGCGAUGCCUUGCACUUUUGGUUACGUCAGUUUCGCUGACGUUGCCUCCCAAGACGAAGACGUUCUUUACGUUCAUCCCCGUGGCAAAGCCUUAAGAAUGUAUUCGUGGGAGGCUAAUCUGGACCCUGUUUAAGAUACUUUGGUGAAAGGUAAAUUCAGCCUAUAAAAACGUUGGGGUUACGUGAUUGAACCGAUUAGUUAUUUAUCUUUAUAACUGUAUUUCUCUCUUCAGACGUCGCUCGCAUCGUCUAUACCUUACGUCGUUACGUUCUUUGUAAUGAUAAUCGGAGCACAGCUGGCGGAUUAUUUACGCAAACAUUAUCUCAGUACAGGAACAGUGAGGAAAAUGUUCAACACAAUAGGUAAUCUUGUCGUGUUUUCCUUACUCACCAAUGAUAUAUAUUAAACACUUACUGACUGGUCCCUCGGGAAACAGUUAAUUUUGUUUCCCUCGAAUCUCUAUGUUUAGCCUCGGGGAACAUUGAGAUUCUCUGGAAACAAAAUUAACUGUUUCCUGAGGGACCAGUCUUAAAGUGAUUUGUUAUACAGCUGGAAAUUUUGAAGCUGAAAAUUCAUUAAACCUCGCUGUAAAAGCGGUCGUCAACAUUCGAGGGUAAAAGUGCACCGUUAUCCUCUGACACUAGUUGUAUACCCACUUAUACAUUGCGUAUUCACUUUUUAGCAGCUGCGGGAGCGCGGGACUGCAGAAGCAUGCCUACUUAUAAUUACUUAGAUUGAAGUAAUCGUUGUCAUAGAACACGACUGCGGGAUUACAGGAGCAGUUUGUCAAGUAAGAGAUUUAGAGGGCCGCGUAUUCUGCGAUCACUCCCAUCAUUGAAAUCGGAAAUCAACAUCAAAUCGGACAAUGAAAAUCAAAUUAACAAUUUGACUUGACUAUCGGAGAUCAAACGUCAAAAUCGGACAUCAGACAUAAAAAUAGACAUAAAAUCGGGCAUAAAACAAGACAUGAAAUUGGACAUCAAAUCGGACAAAAAAAUCGACAAAAAAUCGGACAAGAAAUCAAACACGUCACAAAAUCGGACAAAAAGGUCAGACAAAAAAAGUCGGUCAAAACGAGUCGGACAAAAAAAUCGAACAAAAAAUCGGACAAGAAAGUCGGACAAAAAUGCCGGCCAAAAAGGUCGGACUAAAAGGAAGGACAAAAAAGUCGGACAAAAAGUGGGACAAAAAGGUCGGAAAAAAUAGGCGGACAAAAAAUUGGACAAAAACGUCGGACAAAAAAGUCGGACAAAAAAAAUCGGACAAAAAAGUCGCACAAAAAAAAGACGGACAAAAAGGUCGGACGAAAAAGUCGGACAAAAUUUAGGAAAAAAAGGCGGAAAAAACGUCGGACAAAAAGGCCGGACAAAAAAUCGGCAGAUAAAGUAGGACGAAAAAAUCGGAAAAAAAGUCGGGCAAAAAAACGGACAGAAAAACUGGAAAAAAAAUUGGACAAAAAAGCGGACAAGAAAUCGGACAAAAAAAUCGAACAAAUAAUCGGACAAGAAAUCGAAGAAGAAAUUGGACAUAUAAUGGGACAAGAAAUCAGGAAAAAACAUCGGACAUAAAAUCGGACAAAAAGUCGGAUUACAAUAUCGGAAAAGAAAUCGGACUAGAAUAUCGGUCUCCUGACUUGCCAGCAUGAUAACAUAAAAAAUGGAACAAAAUUAAUCUUUUAAAGAAGAACAACAAACAAUCAGUAUUUGCGAUAGCGUUGCAAGUUGCAUUAUCAACCUUUUUAAAACCGUUUCCUGUUUUUCAAACAAAGAAUUAUGCACUCGUAAAGUUUCCAGAUGUAAUACGGGAAAUAUGUUUGUCAUUUAUUCUGUGGAGGUUGAGGUGUUUUAAAAUAAAUAGUAAAAGCAUAACUUACAAAAACUAGCGUAAUUAUUGGCAUAAUUUUACAAAUAUACCAGCACUGCGAGUAGCAUAUUCAGUGCUACUUUUGCGAGCACGGUCUAUCAAAGCCCUGUCUGACAAUUUUCAUAACCGUUCCGCUCUUUUAACUUUAAAUAUGAAUAAAAUUGUAAUGAUACAUUUGACAAGUACACUAAUGGUUGUGCGCAUGCGUAAGGUACUGGCCAUACCGCGGAGUUGGUACGUGUGCUUCAGUGCUGAUAAUUGGCAUUCUUAUAGCGCAACAGCGAGCGCUCUCAUUGGUUACUUCAAGGUCACUUGACAUCUCACAAUGAAACUUUUUCCCGCCAAAAUCUCUAAGCGGGCAACCCUGCAAAAUCCAUAACGUCAAAUAAACUGGUAACAGUGCACUGUUACCCGCCGUUGCAGAGAGGUUUAAUGAAUUUCCAGCUGUAUAACAAAUCACCACCUCGGGAAAAAUUGGGAUUCUCGGGAAACAAAAUUAACUGUUUCCCAAUCAGGUUUCCCUUAGGACCGGUCAUUUUGUGUUAAAUCAUAAUCUUAUCAUAGUCUGUCGUUUUUUGUUAGGUUUUCUUUCGCCAGCUGUCUGUCUCUUUGUAGCAAGUUCUACAAACAAUCCUAGCGUCGUUGUGGCUUCAAUCACUCUAGGGGUGGGGCUUAACGGAUUGUGCCUGAGUGGAUUCGCUGUUAAUCAUCUCGACAUCGCACCACCCUUUGCCAGUAUACUCCUUGGAGUAACCGAUGUUGGUGCAACAUUGGCAGGAAUUAUAACACCAACCCUGACGGGAUUCAUAGUCAGACAUCACGUAAGGUUUAUUUCUAAAACUGGUUAUUUUACAGUUACGGGUACAAACGAUGUUGAAGUUGACCUUGUUUUGGUACAACCCUAAUUCCUCCUUUAGAGCGGUUUUCAUUUGAGUGUCGAAAAGUAAUUGGUUUUGCAUUUUCUACACGAUGCGAUUGGCUUAAAAGAUUCGCGCCACCUUUUCAUCCAAUCAGAAGUAAAACCAAAGCCAAUUGUGACGCGCUUUUGCGUCAGCCACAUGUAAUUACUUCGAGUUUUGAUUGGUUCAAUGUAUUGUCUGUGUCCUAUGUGAUUGGCCAGAGUAAUUACUUUGGUUUUGGUUUUACGACACUCAAACGAAAACCACUCUAUUAUGUAAAUCAAUUUUUUGGUAGCAUGAUUUUCAUAAGAAUAGGAAAGAGGUUGGUAUCAAAUCAACGUCAAUCUCUGCCUCAAAUUCACUCAGAGAAGUGGGUACUAAGCUCAUGACUCUAAAAUGGUCGAUUACUGUUCUAUGACACUCAAAAGUGACCCCCCAGCCUGUUAGUCAAUGCCAAGCACAAACUAAGCAUUUCAUCUCCAGAAAAUCAACAACAACCACCCUUCACACAAAGUAACGACAAAAAUUUUUUAUGGCAUUAGUUAUAACGCAUCUUUUAAUUUGUUUGGCCGGUUUGUUUUCCUUAAGCUAUUCCUUUGCACACACCGUCACCGGGGUGGGGGGGUGGGGGGGGGGAGGGGGUUAAGGGCUAUCGUGUGACAAACUUUGGUCCAAACUUUGAUUCAAAUAUUAGAAAUAAGAUGUUUUGCUUCAUUUUUUUAUUCCAACAGACGGACUUAGAGUGGAAGAUAGUUUUCAUAAUCAGUGGAGUAAUUUAUCUACUGGGAGCUAUAUUUUACACAGUGUUCAGUUCAGGGGAAAAGCAGCCAUGGUCCUCAGAUAGAAAAUAUAGCAAUCUGAGACAACAUGAUUCAGAUUGUGAAUGAAUUGAUACUGCAUAAUAUUAAUUUAUUUAUUAUUUAACGGUUUAUUUAUUAAGAUCUUUAUUGUUAUUUACUACUUUUGUGAAUAUUAAUUAAACUGCAAAAAGACAGCGCAGAGAUCAUAAGGUCAUUUAUACGAAGUUUUUCUCGUCUCAGCUAAGACGCGUCUUAUCUAAGAACAGGUGUUAAGGACUGUUCUAAAAUAAGACGCGUCUUAGCUAAGUCGCGUCUUAUUUCAGACGAAAUGUGCCGUUUAUACGCAAAGUUCGCGUCCUAUUUUUCCUCGUAUAUUCACCUCAGUGUCGGUGGCUCCGUAGUGGUGGAUGUUUACUGAGGCCUCUAAAAAUCUUGAAGGCAUUUGUUUAGCUCUUGCCGGGAAAUUUCUUCAAAAGGAGUUGUGAAUUUUUUUUGUAUAUAAAAUCAUUCUGUAAAAAAGAUUAUUAAAUUUAGUUUUAAGCUUAUUCCCAAGUCAACUAAAUAAAGUAACGCAAGACUUCGGCUUAAUUUGCAUUUGUAAACAAAAAACUUUUUCAUCGGUUUUAUCGAUAAAUUCAAGUCAAAAAGACACAGCUUUACCUGUUAAAACUUCCAAACCGAACCUCGUCACCUUCUUUGUGUAUUUCGGGAACAGCUUGCUCGAUUAGUUGUGAAAUUUCUUUGUUUGCUACGGCAGCAAACCGGGAAGGCAUUUUGCUCGCAACUUACGCGAGUUUGCCGUCGCUCGCUCGGAGGAACUGGAGGUGAAUCAGUGAAUCGUGCAGGAUCAUGCACUGAUUAAGUAGCUAACCAGAGCGUGCGAAAAACACUAUUAGAAAUACUCAUCAGACAUUAAUGAACUUUCUACAAUCAAAAUUUAAAUUUCACCAUGAUGACUCACCAUUAAUUUUUUUGGUUUACGGUCUCUGUCUCCAUCUUAAAAGUAUAUUUCGGUUUCGUAAAGGCUUCGUUACUUUUACUGGAAUUUCGCUCAGGAGACACAUGCGAAAAAGAAAGAAAAUAACCAACGAAAUUUUCUUUCUCGAAAACUAGUUGGUGUUUGUACACCCAUGUAAAUAAUUAAAUGGAAUAACGAGAAUAAAAAACCUGCAAUAAAAAAUAAGGUGUAAUGCAUAAAAUAGUCAAAACGAGCGUUGUAAGUGGUCGUUUAUAAUGAUUUUUUCUAUGGAAUAUAUUAGUGCUAGCAAAUUUAUUAAUUUCUAAAAUAAUUUUUGUCCGAAAUAAUAAUAACAACCAAAACAACAUGAAAUUACUUAUUUAUGGUCAGUUCGUGAAAAAAAAAUCUCAUCGGCUAAGACUUGAGAAAUGCAAUUUUCGGGAAAAAAGGGCAGAAAACAACUGAAGGAAGUACAGACAUAAAUGAAUGAAAAUUUAUCACGAAAUUUGCAAGAACACGUUUUUUCUUUUCUUUUUUUUUUCGACGCUGUGAUCAGAAACAGUUCAAACAUUUUUUGAGGAUGUUCUUCAAGGUUACGUACUGCUAUCCGUUUUGCGUUACGUUAACGAAGUCGCUUAAAGAAAUAAAUAGCAAGAAUAAAUCAAGUCAGUCUAUAACAUAUGAUACAGGCUAAAUAUCGAGGCUCGUUUGCGAUUUUAUCCUUCGGCUUGGUAACGCAUGAUAUUUGAAACAAAGGAAAAUAAUUUUUGAACAAAGGAUAAAAGUCAGUGGACCACAACAUAAAUUCGACUUUAUACUUUGUGAUCAUGACAAAUGUCGAUGACCGGGUGGUGCUGAUAAAAUGUAUUUAAAUUUUUUUACAUUUUCAAACGAUUCAAAAAUAAAGGAAGGAAUUAAAAUUCAGUCCAAUAUGGUUGAAACAUUCUGGCCAUUUUUUUUAAUUAUGGAACAUUUGAGUGUUUCGUUUCCGUGCUAGAAAUAAGUCAGAUGACCUACCAAAGCGUUGCUUUCACGUGAGCAAGCAGUAAAACUUCACGCGCCCUUUUAUAACCUCUCAUUAACCAGAACCAAUGAAUUUUCAGCCAUUUAAUAUCACCUACCGAAUUAUGUACUUUGUUUUGCAUUACUCAUGAUCAACAACCUAUCACGCGCGGCCAAUUUAUUUUGUGGCUAGGAGAAAACGCGAUAUUAUAAGCUUCUGGCUUCACCAAUUUUUCUUUCUUUAUCGCCAUUAACUGCCGUUUAAAAUUAAUGCAGAAGUCAGUAAAAUCGCCGUCUUCCGGCACCAUAUUAGACUGAAGGGGCUAGCCUGGAAAUCACCCAACAAGAGCAGCAGUCUUGUUUAACCUCAAACGUUUACAAUGCCUCUCACAGCACAUGCUUUGAUCUACCUGCUUGGGUGUACUGUAACGUUUUUCGUAUUUUGUCUUUUAAUUCCGGUAUUGCUCAUUGUGGUAGCCAUUUUAAAGUCGGCGAGAUUCGUCGUCGAGCGUUACACAUCGUACUCUCGGAGUUGCAUUCCUUUGUGUGAAGAUGACGCAGUAUGGCAGCAAGAUCGUCCAACAAAUCGCCACAUAAUUCACGCCUUGAUGGUUUUAGAAGGAGCACCCGACAUCGAGAAACUCCGACAAAUAAUUCUUGAUCGUCUGGUCUUCAGAAAAGAUGAAAAUGGGGAACGGAUUUACCCAAGACUUACACAGCGAAUUUAUAAACGUUUAGGGUGUUUCUUUUGGAUGGAAGAUGAAAAAUUUGAUGUGUUAAAACACGUAUUUACUUGGGAGGGUACUCUACCAAAGUCCUUGGAAGAGCUAGAUGUUGCAAUUUCUGAAAUUUGCUCGACUUCUUUGCCAAACAAACUUUCCCCAUGGCAGUUCAUAAUUGUUCCGAUUGUAGAAGAAGAUUGUUUCGGACUUGUACUGCGUGUUCAUCACAGUGUUGCAGAUGGAGUCGCUUUGACAAGAGUUUUUGUAAAGAAUCUAUUCGAUGUGCCUCCAUUAACGCCGGAACCGAAGAAGUUCUCUUCAAGGCAGAGAUUUUAUAUGUGGUGUAAGGCUAUAAUUGUGGGUCCUUUUAUUCUUUUGUUAAAGUUCUUUUCAAAAGCCGACUUCUCGAACAUUCACGGACAUGAACUGUGCGGCAAGAAAGUCGUAGCUUGGUCUAAGAAUGUUGACCUGUCGUUAGUGAAAAAAGUUAAAAAUACCGCCGGAACAACCGUCAAUGACGUCAUGGUUUCGUGUCUGGCCGGAGCUUUACACGAUUAUCUGAAAUGCAAACAAAACUAUGACACUGCGGCAACACUCGAAGAUAUGUGGGCUUCAAUUCCCGUAGAUAUCCGCACCUCAUCGAAGUCCGUAGAACUGGAAAACAAGUUCGCAAUCGUGUUUUUACGGCUACCAGUCGUUGCCAAGAACGCUGUGGACAGGCUCCUAGAAACCAAGCAACGCAUGGAUAUUAUCAAAACAUCCGCUGAGCCGCUAGUGACUGCAGUCACUGUCCGGUUAAUGAUGUUGUUACCAGACUGUUUCUCCAGGUCUCUCAUAGACUUCUUUUCGCGAAAGGUGUCCUGCGUCCUCAGCAAUGUGCCUGGUCCUCAACAGGCCCUGUACCUCGGGGGCCAGAAAAUUGUGCAAAGUCUUUUUUGGGUGCCCCAAAGAGCGAAUAUUGGAGUGGGACUUUCGAUAUUUAGCUAUGGUGGGGGCAUUCGUGUUGGGGUCUUCUCGGAUGAGCGGGUCAUUCCUAACCCCAGGGAUGUGGUAAAAGGAUUUGAGACGAACUUCUUGCAAUUAGUAAAAGAGUUAAAUGUUGAUGAAGAUCAUUUACUUUGA
Molecule: messenger RNA, 12155 nt
Organism: Porites evermanni
Lineage: Eukaryota; Metazoa; Cnidaria; Anthozoa; Scleractinia; Poritidae
Source: the annotation of a GenBank genome assembly